AUGUCUUCCCCAAGGUCCCGUGCCCAGUCUUCUUCGGCUUCAAUCCCCCCUGAUUACAUCACUGGGAGCGGGAUUGAUGCCCACGCAAUAGAGGUUAGGAGCAAACUCCAUCCUUUUGCUCAAAAGAAUCUGGAUGAGAAUGUUCUUCACCUGUUCGAGAACACCCUGGUGCUUGGGCCUCACUGGUUUGGUCCUGUUCCUGCUGAGGUGGCAGAACUGCUAAGAAAAGACGCUGAGGCUCCUUUGUGUUUUGAGAGCACUUCUGCCCUAGCUUCUCAUUCUUGGGUUAGCAAGCAUUUGAGCCGAUCCUUCCCAUCCAGCGAGGUGAGGAACAGUCCAGUCAAAUGGGCAGACUGGAUUGACAGACUUCUCCCGAGAUAUGGGGGUCACUGGAGGAGAGCUGGGAUCUAUGACGCCAUUCUUCUGUCCAAGCAAUCGAUCAACAGAGAUGAGAACCUGCUUGCUGCUGCCUUGUGCUUCUGGAAUUCUGCCAGUAACACAUUUGAUUUCCGUGUGGGUCCCAUGGCUCCUACUUUGCUGGAUAUGGCUCAGAUUUUUGGGUUUAGGCCCCAUGGCAGGCCUGUUGAUGCUGGUGGAGAUUAUCACAGGCGAAAGAACCAGGAGAAAGUGGCUACCCCCUUCACUAUCUCUCCAGCCACGAUCAACCAGAACUGCUCUUUCUCUAAUUAUCUGAAGAAAUUCAGUGCUGAGAAGGACAAGGAUCAGCAGCAUAUGUUGUUCCUUCUGUAUUGGCUGAACCGAUUUGUCUUCCCCAAUCGCUCUUCGGCAGUUCUGCUUGAAUAUAGGCAUCUGGCAGAAGCGCUUCACAAUCACACUGAUGUGGGGCUUGGGCCAACAGUUCUGGCUCAUCUUUUCAAGAAUCUGCAUACUGCCACCCUGGAGAAUCCACUGAACUUGUCUGCUCCUGGUGCAUUCUGGAUGAUUCAGAUCUGGCUGCAGGUCUACUUUCCAGAGUUGAGGUUCCCAAACAUAGUUCUGCCUGAAAAUCAAGUUCUGGCCCUUCCUCUGAUAUCGGCAGAAGUGCCCAAGCGCUCUCUUGAGGAGUAUUUGAUGCUCUUCAGGCAUUGCACCAAGAGGUCAGCUGCUCAGUGGCAAGUGGUGAUCAGAAGGACCUAUCCUUGGUUCCAGGCUGGAUUUCGGCUUUUCGAGAAGGAGCCAGAAGACGAGGCUGCCAGAACAGACUUCAGGAAGAAAUUUCUGAGCAUCACUCUGCCCAGAGAUCUGCCCCAUGGUGGGGGCAAACCUCCAAAUUAUCAUCUGGGGGCAGAAGUCUAUCAUCCCAACUUCUGUGCAAGGCAGCUUGGCUGCCCUCAGCUUAUACCGUUGAAAUCAUAUCGGAGCUGCAACCGGGCCUCUUCUUGGAGGGAUGCAGAUGAUCUGGAGGUGCACAAGGAUGCCCGGUGUGCAGUGAACAAGAUAAAUAAUAGCACGGAUGCCCUCUAUCCCUCGUGGGAGCCAAAUUCCUGCAGUUCUGCUGAUUUUGACGCCUGGUGGCAAGCCAGAUUCCAAAAUCUACCUAGCUUCCGUUACUGCCCUGAAGACGCUUUUUGA
Molecule: messenger RNA, 1572 nt
Organism: Prunus dulcis (almond)
Lineage: Eukaryota; Viridiplantae; Streptophyta; Magnoliopsida; Rosales; Rosaceae
Exons: 1
Coding region: 1-1572 (523 amino acids)
Biological process (GO): meristem development; meristem maintenance
Source: RefSeq, a predicted model, not a curated record